AUGAAUGCAUAAAAAUUUUAUUAUGGAGACGACGUUAUUGAAAAAAGCAAGGAUUACUUAUUUUAAGUUUAAACUAACAAUAGUAUUGGAUCUUAGAGUGGUAAGAGGAUAAUAAUUAAACAGAUAACAAAGAAUUCAUCAUAACCUAAUCUAGGAUCAUAAUUUAAUGGUAUAAAAAAUAUUACAGAAUACAAUUCAGAUUAAACUGGAAUAGAUAUACUUAAUAAAAGAAGAACCUUUAUCUUCUAAAAAGAACCUCAAGAAUAAGAUCAUUCAGGAGUUGUAUAAUCUUCAAAAAUUAAAAUAAUUAAAGUACCAUUUAAAAAAAUACAAACAUCUUGUGAAAAUCUUCAAAUUAAAAAUCUUAAGACACAUUCUCAUAUGAAUAGUUUUGAUAAAGAUUAAUAAUUUCUUUAAGGUCUUCUUUUUCAAGAUUAAAUAAAAGAAGAGAGAAUAAUAAGAUCUAAAUUAACUAGAUCUCAAUUAUUAAUGCAUACUUAUACUUAAAAUUCUGAAAUCUCAUUAGAAUAGGGUUUGAAAUAUACAACCUAAUCAUCAUUUAGAAGAGAAAGCUAAAAGGAAUUAAAGGAUAAAAAGUAUUCUUACUUUUAAUAUUAGAUUAUCAGAAUAUAAGCAAUAUAGUUAUAAAUUAGUAAUGGCAUUUGAUUAUAUGCUUUAAAUUAUUCGAAAAGAAAAUAAAUUAGAAAAUUUAUUGAAUAAUAUUUAAUAAUUUGCAGGAUUCAUGAAUUUAACUUAUAAUUUAACCAAUUUGCCUUUAAAUAUUAAUGUAAAUUGUUUUUAUAAUUUAGGGAUUAGAAUAAAUGUUAAAGACUCCAAAGUAUUUGUUAAAAACUCUUAAACCUUUCAUUCCUUAGAAUUUAGAGAAACUCUUAUUUGAAGAUUAAGAAUGUCAAAAGUUUCGAUCUCUCACUUUUCCAUUCUAAUUAUUUUACAUACUGUUUAAUUAAUCUGAAUUAAUUGAUAUCACUAUGAAUUCAGUUGUUAAAUUUAUUAUUAAAUAACCAAAAGAUUGUUAGGAAUUAUACCAUCAAAUAGUGAAGAUAUUAUUAAAUUAGAAUUGUAAUCAACAAGAAUUCUAACUAAUUUAAUAAUUAUUUGAAAAGUAUUAUAGUUUAAAUUAUGAAUCAUUAUUAAAUGAAGCUUACUCAUAUUAUAAAAUAUAGGUUGAAUAUGAAUAUGUUAAAUAACUAUAUUGUUUUUGUAUUAAAGUUUAGGAAGCUUUAUCUCAGAAAAUAUUAAAUGAAGGAAAAAAGAAAUAAAUAUAUGAUAAAGGAUUUGAUUUUAAAGCUGCCUUAAAAAAUAUUAAAUGCAAAGAUGUAUUAUAUAAAUUAUUUAAUAUAGAUUAAUCAUGAUAAUUUAUUCGUUUAAUCCAUACCUCAAAAACGUUAGAUUAAUAUAUAAUUAGAUAAUUUUGAAUAAAAAUUUGGUAAAAUUAAUACUAUUUCAAAUAUUCAGAGAGAACAUGCUAAAUUGGCUGACAUGAAACACAAUUAACUUUUUGAAAAGAUUCUCAAAUUAUAAUAACAUUGA
This is a messenger RNA of Paramecium pentaurelia, 1551 nucleotides long. Lineage: Eukaryota; Ciliophora; Oligohymenophorea; Peniculida; Parameciidae. The record is from the annotation of a GenBank genome assembly.